This is a messenger RNA of Symbiodinium necroappetens, 438 nucleotides long. Lineage: Eukaryota; Dinophyceae; Suessiales; Symbiodiniaceae. The record is from the annotation of a GenBank genome assembly.
AUGACCGACAGCAAAUAUGUCACCGUGGAUGAUGUACGCAAACUGAUUGUCAAAGGCGUGAGCAUUCAGGUCAUUGAUUCUAAAGAGGAAACAGACAUCACCCGGUCGGUGCUGCUGCAGAUUCUGGCGGAGCAGGAACAGGAAGGGCAUGGCACUAUCCUGACCAAUCGCACGAUCGAGCAACUGAUUCGAUUUUAUGGAGACAGCGUUGGGCGGGUCGUAAGUCGUUAUAUUGAAGAAGCGAUUUCCGCGUUUAUAGAGCAGCAGGAGCUGUAUCGCGACCGCAUGCGUCAGUUUAACGCGCUGAAUCCGCUGAACGUCAUGCGCCAGGCCUUUGAAUCGAGUUUCAAAAGCGACGCCGCAAAAACGCGUUCUGCAGCUGACAAGACGACUGGCGGCCCGAAAAAGCCAACACCGGAAGACGACUCAGCUGCCUGA